AGAUACAGUGGGGUUGGGGAGAGUGGAGAGAGCAGCCUCAGAGAGAGAAAAGGAGGAAUAUUUUAAGAAGAGAAAAAUACAGAGCGGGACAAAGAUAUGUUUUAAGGUGAGAGAGAGGAAGGAUGAUUUAUGGUGGAGCAAGCCAUUGACACAGCGAGAAAAAGAUGAGCUAACUGAACAUUCCUGGAGAAAACCAACAGUGACAAGAUCGUGGGACAGGAAAAGAGGGACAGAAGGAGAGAGAGGACAGAUCGAGAGAUGCAUGCAGUCAAUUGUACUCAUUCGAUGGUCAUCUCCUUAGUGUCUACAGAACCAUGCCGACUACACCUGUCGCCACAAUGUGACAGCGACUGUCUGACCACGGAGACCAUCACAUAGACAGUCCACAACACUUUAGAUUCCUAUGGCACUGUAACCUGGCAACAGCAGAUACCUACAGCGCUGUAACUUGGCAACAACACUGAGUCAACUCAAUCGAAUUGCCACUGCUGAAUCGACUCCUCUGAAUCAACUCCUCUCGGCUGUGAGGAUGCUGAGGGUGUCAAUGGUCCUACUGCAGAGGCAGCUGAUCCUGUGUGUGUGGGUGUGUGUGUCCAGUGCUCUAGUGGUCCAUUCCCUGCCAUGGAGCGUUUCCUGCCCUGCAGGGUGUGUGUGUCAGAUCAAGCCCUGGUUUUCCCCCCAGUCAUCGUCCCGCGAGGUUCCAACUGUGGACUGUAACAACCUGUUCCUGACCCAGCUCCCCUCCCCUCUCCCCCUAGACACACACACCCUCCGUCUGCAGAGUAACCUGCUGUUUGCCUUGGAGACACCACUGUUACACACACUCCCCAACCUUACUGACCUGGAUCUGUCUCAGAACCGCUUCAGCAGUGUUAGGACACUAACCUUAACCCAGCCCCAGACUCCCUCCCUGCGCUCCCUACUCUCCUUGCACAUUGAGGAGAACCAGCUCCGGUCCCUGCCCCCUGCCUCCUUCUCUUCCCUGCCUGCCCUACAGGAGCUCUUCCUCAGCCACAACCAGCUGGCCUCCCUGGCUCCUGGAGCCUUCUCUGGCCUGGGCUCUCUGCUGCGCCUGCACCUCAACAACAACCACCUGACCUCAAUAGACCCCCUCUGGUUCACCACCCUGCCCCGCCUCCAGGUGCUGAUGCUGGGGGGAAACCCAGUGGAGGUCCUCCCUGAACGGGGCUUCCAGGCCCUGGGGUCUCUACGCAGCCUGGUGCUGGGGGGCAUGGGGCUGAAAGGGUUGCCUGAGAGGGCCCUGGAGGGGCUGGACAGUCUGGAGAGCCUGUCCUUCUACGACAACCUCCUCACCACUGUCCCCACACAGGCUCUGAGGAGGCUCCCUGGCCUGAAGUUUCUGGACCUGAAUAAGAACCGUCUGAGUCUGGUUCAGACAGGGGACUUCAGGGACCUGAUCCACCUGACAGAGCUGGGUCUGAACAACAUGGAGGAGCUGGUAGCCAUCGAGAGGGCAGCCAUGGAAAACCUGCCUGAGCUCACCAAGCUGGAGAUCACCAACAACCCCCGGCUGUCCUACAUCCACCCUAAGGCCUUCUUUCGGCUGGGCAGGCUAGAGAGCCUGAUGCUCAACUCCAACGCUCUGAGUGCUCUGCACCAAAACACUGUCCUGUCUCUGCCCAGCCUGAGGGAGGUCAGCCUACACUCCAACCCCCUCCGCUGUGACUGCCUGUUUCGCUGGGUGGCUGAGGAGCACACUCACACAGACGGCGAUGCACACACAGAUACACAGAUGCCACAGGCUGUGAGGUUUAUCCAGCCCCAGGCCACGUUGUGUUCUGGGCCUCCAGAGCUGAGGGCUCGCAGGGUGAGGGAGGUGUCAAUCACAGAGAUGUCAGCCUCCUGCCUCCCCCUCAUCCCCCCUGGCAUCCUCCCCCUUUACGUGGGGGUGAGAGAGGGGGAGAGGCUGGCCCUGCACUGUCGCGCCCUGGCAGAGCCUCAGCCCACAAUCUACUGGGUCACUCCUUCUGGACAGAGACUGGGAUCAUCCAACAACCCCCACAGCCCCAAGCCUGCAUCCAGCCUCAAUUCCAAGCCUGGAUCCAGCCUCAACUCCAAGCCUGGAUCCACCCUCAACUCCAAGCCUGCAUCCACCCUCAACUCCAAGCCUGCAUCCAGCCUCAACUCCAAGCCUGCAUCCAGCCAGACAUCCAACUACUCCUCUUACCAUUCCCCCUUACCCAGCCCAGCAUCUGGUAAUGCCUCUGUCCUCUUUUCCAGCCUCACCCCUUCCACUCCCCCCCCCCCCUCCUCCCCUGCCUACCGGCUCCUGCCUGAGGGGACAUUGGAGAUCGUCAUGGUGACGGCCCGGGAGGCGGGUCUGUACACCUGUGUGGCUGAGAACACACUGGGGGCCGACACUCACAGUGUGACUGUAGGGGUGCAGGGGCGAGGGAGGGGGUUGAGGCAACAGAUGUUGGAGGGGAGAGGAUAGGGUUUGAAGAAGAGGGUUUUGAGGGAAGGGAGGUCACGUGAGGGAAAGGGUCAAGACAGCAAGCAUAAUGAGCAGCACACAUAUAAAUAAAGCCUAGUUAUAUAAAUAAUGAAUGAUAUAAUACACAUAAUAACACACACACACACACACAAAAACACACACACAUACUUGCAGUACA
Molecule: messenger RNA, 2633 nt
Organism: Coregonus clupeaformis (lake whitefish)
Lineage: Eukaryota; Metazoa; Chordata; Actinopteri; Salmoniformes; Salmonidae
Product: leucine-rich repeat neuronal protein 1-like
Exons: 2
Coding region: 530-2455 (641 amino acids)
Molecular function (GO): protein binding
Source: RefSeq, a predicted model, not a curated record